GGGAGCAAUUAACGUCUGGGUCCCGGCAAACAUGAGGCAGCUGUCCGCGCGGCCGGCAGUCCCGUUCUCCUCGGCUGCGCGGAGGGGAAGCCGGAGGGGAAGCCGGCAACAGUUUUCUCGGUUGUCCAGGAUGCAGCGGGCCAAGGAGGUGAUGAAGGUGUCCGACGGCAGCCUCCUGGGGGAGCCGGGGCGCACUCCGCUGAGCAAGAAGGAGGGCGUGAAGUGGCAGCGGCCGAGGCUCACCCGGCAGGCCCUGAUGCGCUGCUGCCUGGUCAAGUGGGUCCUGUCCAGCGCGGCCCCACAGGGCUCAGAUAGCAGCGACAGUGAGCUGGAGCUGUCCGCAGUGCGCCACCAGCCAGAGGGGCUUGACCAGUUGCAGGCACAGACCAAGUUCACCAAGAAGGAGCUGCAGAGCCUCUACAGGGGCUUCAAGAACGAGUGCCCCACAGGCCUGGUGGACGAAGACACGUUCAAACUCAUUUACUCACAGUUCUUCCCUCAGGGAGAUGCCACCACCUACGCACACUUCCUCUUCAACGCCUUCGACGCCGAUGGGAACGGGGCCAUCCGCUUUGAGGACUUUGUGGUUGGUCUCUCCAUCCUGCUGCGAGGAACAGUCCAUGAGAAGCUCAAGUGGGCCUUUAACCUCUAUGACAUUAACAAGGAUGGCUACAUCACCAAAGAGGAGAUGCUGGCCAUCAUGAAGUCCAUCUAUGACAUGAUGGGCCGCCACACCUACCCUAUUCUGCGAGAGGACGCGCCACUGGAGCACGUGGAGAGGUUCUUCCAGAAAAUGGACCGGAAUCAGGAUGGGGUGGUGACCAUCGACGAGUUCCUGGAGACCUGUCAGAAGGACGAGAACAUCAUGAGUUCCAUGCAGCUGUUCGAGAACGUCAUCUAGGACUUGUGCGUGGGGAAGGUGGAGGGGUUGCUGAGUGGCUGUCGCCACCUCUGCCCCCAAAGAAACCUCAGUCCUGCCAGGAGCAACCUCCAUGAGAAACUUUUUUCUAAUAUAUUUGCACAAAGUGAAUAGUUUGCUCCACACACACACACAAACAUUCCCCCCCCCCUACACACACACACCCUUCAUCUGGGCUGGCAGGUGGGGGGACAGAGGUGAGAAAGGGGCCAGGUCUGGCUGGGAGCUGAGUCCGGGGCAUGAGAGCCACACAGCUCCCAGCACCUGCCCCCCAGGCCUCUGGGUGGACAGCUGAAAGAGAGGCGUCUUCAGGCCGCCAGCCACUGGGUCAUCUACAGGUGAGGAUCCAGCCUCCACAGCUAAGGCCCCAGCCCUGUGAGCCCACUUGCCCGCCCCUCCCUUCUGCCGCCCUUCUUUCCCCCUACACUCACAGGCCCCGGGGGCUGCUCUGACCUGCUUGUCCCCCAGCCACUCCCUGCCCACCAAUGACCCUUCCAGAAUGGCCCUCAGCUCAGGACCCCAGAGGGGCAGCGCAGGGUCAAGGGAAUUCAGCCCAGGAAAGAGGUGGCACUUAGAGCCUGCUGCUUCCUGGAACCGCUCUCCUGGGUGUCAGGACACCCACCGUCCACUGAGCUGGUGUGAGCCCCAGUGGGGACGCACCAGCGGGCACUGCUCUCCCCCACCCAGUAAGGGGGCUUCCAGUCUGGGGACUGGGUUUCUUGGUGGGAAUCUGACGGGACCUCUCUGCCAAUGCUGCCUCCCUCGCCCCAGCUGGCUCAGUGAGGGCACAGCAGGGGUCGCUGCCCACAGCCCUCAGGUACCCAGGUCAUCAUUCAGGGGUCCUGAGAAGGUCCCAGGGCUCAGGGCCUGGCAGCCAGGGAGCCCAGGGGCCAAGCAGGCCUGGGAAGGGGCUUCUCUCUCCUGUUGGCCCCCAGCUCCCUUGCCCCCCCCCCCCCAGCUUAGAUGAGCCCCCCUCUUCGUGGUCAGGGUCCUGGAGCCAUGUGGCCUCCCCUCCGCACUCAGGCUCACCCCAGCCCCAUGCACAAAGCACAGAAGCUCAGGCUGCAGCCCCCGAGGGGAGCCCAGACAGUCUGCUUUUCAGGGCCAGGCCUCCCGGUGGGCUGAGGCUCGGGCCCCACCUGC
Molecule: messenger RNA, 2062 nt
Organism: Dama dama (fallow deer)
Lineage: Eukaryota; Metazoa; Chordata; Mammalia; Artiodactyla; Cervidae
Gene: KCNIP3
Product: potassium voltage-gated channel interacting protein 3
Exons: 9
Coding region: 32-901 (289 amino acids)
Biological process (GO): negative regulation of transcription by RNA polymerase II; regulation of potassium ion transmembrane transport
Cellular component (GO): nucleus; voltage-gated potassium channel complex
Molecular function (GO): potassium channel regulator activity; calcium ion binding; RNA polymerase II cis-regulatory region sequence-specific DNA binding
Source: RefSeq, a predicted model, not a curated record